This is a messenger RNA of Fukomys damarensis (Damara mole-rat), 8534 nucleotides long. RefSeq names its product 5'-3' exoribonuclease 1 (gene Xrn1). Gene Ontology annotation, cellular component: nucleus. The record is from RefSeq and is a predicted model, not a curated record. Gene Ontology annotation, biological process: nuclear-transcribed mRNA catabolic process; rRNA catabolic process. Lineage: Eukaryota; Metazoa; Chordata; Mammalia; Rodentia; Bathyergidae. Gene Ontology annotation, molecular function: 5'-3' RNA exonuclease activity; RNA binding. The coding region runs from base 190 to 5391 and encodes 1733 amino acids. The transcript is spliced from 42 exons.
GUGGACACGAUAAACCCCGCCCCGGGACGCGUCCGCGGAACCUGCCGCUCUAGGCCCCACGGACGCUCUCUAUGGUCGGGCGGGCUGUGUGUUGUCAUCGGCGGAGCGACGGCCCGAGGCGGCGGCUCAGGCCCGGCGGGGCGUUUGGUUUCGUCUUGGCCCUGACUGGAAUUGGUGUUGACGGUCGAGAUGGGAGUCCCCAAGUUUUACCGGUGGAUCUCGGAGCGGUACCCCUGCCUCAGCGAAGUAGUGAAAGAGCAUCAGAUCCCUGAAUUUGACAACUUGUACCUGGAUAUGAAUGGAAUUAUACAUCAGUGCUCUCAUCCUAAUGAUGAUGAUGUCCACUUUAGAAUUUCAGAUGACAAAAUCUUUACUGACAUUUUUCACUACUUGGAGGUGUUAUUUCGCAUUAUUAAACCUAGGAAAGUGUUCUUUAUGGCUGUUGAUGGUGUCGCUCCUCGAGCAAAGAUGAAUCAACAGCGUGGGAGGCGUUUUAGGUCAGCCAAGGAGGCAGAAGACAAAAUUAAAAAGGCAAUUGAAAAGGGAGAAAUACUUCCUACAGAGGCCAGGUUUGAUUCCAACUGUAUUACACCAGGGACUGAAUUCAUGGCCAGGUUACAUGAACAUCUGAAGUAUUUUGUAAAUAUGAAAAUUUCCACAGACAAGUCAUGGCAAGGAGUUACCAUCUACUUCUCAGGCCAUGAGACUCCCGGAGAAGGAGAACAUAAAAUCAUGGAAUUUAUCAGAUCCGAAAAAGCAAAGCCAGAUCAUAACCCAAACACCAGACACUGUCUUUAUGGUCUAGAUGCUGACUUGAUCAUGCUUGGAUUAACAAGUCACGAGGCACAUUUUUCUCUUUUAAGAGAAGAAGUUCGAUUUGGUGGCAAAAAAACUCAGAGGGUGUGUGCACCAGAAGAAACCACAUUUCACCUCCUCCAUUUGUCAUUGAUGAGAGAGUAUAUUGACUAUGAGUUUUCAGUAUUAAAAGAAAAUAUCACAUUUAAAUAUGAUAUUGAAAGAAUUAUAGAUGAUUGGAUUUUGAUGGGAUUUCUUGUUGGCAAUGAUUUUAUCCCUCAUCUACCUCACUUACAUAUUAAUCAUGAUGCACUGCCUCUUCUUUAUGGAACAUAUAUUACUAUCCUGCCUGAACUUGGGGGUUAUAUUAAUGAAAGUGGGCAUCUCAAUUUACUUCGAUUUGAGAAAUACCUUGUAAAACUAUCUGAUUUUGAUCGGGAGCACUUCAGUGAAGUUUUUGUGGACCUAAAGUGGUUUGAAAGCAAAGUUGGUAACAAAUAUCUCAAUGAAGCAGCAGGUAUUGCAGCAGAAGAAGCCAAGAACUACAAGGAAAAGAAAAAAUCAAAGGGCCACGAAAAUUCUGUAUGUUGGGCUGCUUUAGACAAAAGUGAAGGUGAAAUGGUAGUUUCUAAGGAUAAUUUAGAAGAUGAGACUGAAGAUGAUGAUCUAUUUGAAACCGAAUUUAGACAAUACAAAAGAACAUAUUACAUGACGAAGAUGGGGGUUGAUGUAGUAUCUGAUGACUUUCUGGCUGAUCAAGCUGUAUGUUAUAUUCAAGCAAUACAGUGGAUUUUGCACUAUUACUAUCAUGGUGUUCAGUCCUGGAGUUGGUAUUAUCCCUAUCAUUAUGCACCUUUCCUGUCUGAUAUCCGAAACAUCAGUACACUCAAAAUCCAUUUUGAACUGGGAAAACCUUUUAAGCCAUUUGAGCAGCUUCUUGCUGUACUUCCAGCAGCUAGCAAAAAUUUGCUUCCUGCGUGCUACCAGCAUUUGAUGACCAGUGAAGACUCACCAAUUAUAGAGUAUUAUCCACUUGAUUUUAAAACAGAUCUAAAUGGAAAACAACAGGAAUGGGAAGCUGUUGUAUUAAUACCUUUUAUUGAUGAGAAGCGAUUGUUGGAAGCCAUGGAGACAUGUAACCACUCCCUCAAAGAGGAAGAGAGGAAAAGAAACCGACAUAGUGAGUGCCUGAUGUGCUGGUAUGAUAAAGACACAGAGUUCACCUACCCUUCUCCAUGGCCAGAAAAGUUCCCUGCCAUAGAACGAUGCCAUGCAAGGUUCAAAAUAAUAUCACUAGAUGCUUGGCAUGUAGAUAUAAAUAAGAACAAAAUAACCAGAGUUGACCAGAAGGCAUUAUAUUUCUGUGGAUUCCCUACUCUGAAACACAUCAAACAUAAAUUUUUUUUGAAGAAAAGUGGUGUUCAAGUAUUUCAGCAAAGCAGUCGUGGAGAAAACAUGAUGUUGGAAAUCUUAGUGAAUGCAAAAUCAGAUGAACUUAGUAUAGAAAAUGUAGCUUCAUCAGUGCUUGGAAAGUCCGUCUUUGUUAAUUGGCCUCACCUUGAAGAAGCUAGAGUUGUGGCUUUAUCAGAUGGUGAAAUUAAAUUUUAUCUGGAAGAACCUCCAGGAACACAGAAGCUUUAUUUGGGAAGAACUGCUCCACCAUCUAAAGUGAUCCAUCUUGGAGAUAAAGAGCAAUCUAACUGGACAAAAGAGGUCCAAGGGAUAUCAGAACACUACUUGAGAAGAAAAGGAAUAAUAAUAAAUGAAACAUCGAUAGUUGUAUAUGUUCAGUUGCUCACAGGUCGUAAAUAUCAAAUAAAUUAUAAUGGUGAAGUUCAUCUCGAAAAGCAGUGGUCAAAACAAAUCCUUCCUUUUGUUUAUCAAACCAUUGUCAAAGACAUCCGAGCUUUCGACUCUCGUUUCUCCAGUAUCAAAACAUUGGAUGAUUUAUUUCCUCCUGGAAGCGUGGUGUUUAUGCUGGGGACUCCUUAUUAUGGCUGCACAGGAGAAGUUCAAGUUUCAGGUGAUGUGAUUACAGAAGGCAGAAUUCGUGUAGUUUUCAGCAUUCCGUGCGAACCCAAUCUUGAUGCUUUAAUACAGAACCAGCAUAAAUAUUCUAUAAAGUACAACCCAGGAUAUGUGUUGGCCAGUCGCCUUGGAGUGAGUGGAUACCUUGUUUCAAGGUUUACAGGAAGUAUUUUUAUUGGAAGAGGAUCUAGGAGAAACCCUCAUGGAGACCACAAAGCAAAUGUGGGUUUAAAUCUCAAAUUCAACAAAAAAAAUGAGGAGGUACCUGGAUAUACUAAGAAAGUUGGAAGUGAAUGGAUGUACUCAUCUGCCGCAGAACAACUUCUUGCAGAAUACUUAGAGAGAGCUCCAGAACUAUUUAGUUAUAUAGCAAAAAAUAGCCAAGAGGAUGUGUUCUACGAAGAUGACAUUUGGCCUGGAGAAAAUGAGAGUGGUGCCGAGAAAGUUCAAGAAAUUAUUACUUGGCUAAAAGGACAUCCUGUCAGUACUUUGUCUCGUUCAUCUUGUGAUUUACAAAUUCUGGAUGCAGCUAUUGUUGAAAAAAUUGAGGAAGAAGUUGAUAAAUGCAAGCAAAGAAAAAAUAAUAAGAAAGUACGAGUGACAGUGAAGCCCCAUUUGCUAUACAGACCUUUAGAACAACAACAUGGAGUCAUUCCUGAUAGAGAUGCAGAAUUUCGUCUCUUUGAUCGUGUUGUGAACGUGAGAGAGAAUUUUUCAGUUCCAGUUGGCCUUCGGGGAACCGUCAUAGGAAUUAAAGGGGCUAAUAGAGAAGCUGAUGUACUAUUUGAAGUAUUGUUUGAUGAAGAAUUUCCUGGAGGAUUAACAGUAAGGUGCUCCCCUGGAAAAGGUUAUCGAUUGCCAACAAGUGCCUUGGUGAACCUUUCUCACAGAAGUCGCUCUGAAACUGGAAAUCGAAAGUUGACAGCCAUUGUGAAACCACAACUAGCUGUGAAUCAACAUAGCUCAAAUUUAUUAGUUUCUCCUGGGCAUCUUGGAGGCCUCAGCCAUUCCUCUCAGUCACUUUUUGUUCCUACUCAAGUACCUACUAAAGCUGAUGAUGAAUUUUGCAACAUUUGGCAAUCCUUACAAGGGUCCAGAAAAAUUCAGCACUUUCAGCCAUCUAUACAAGAGAAGGGUGCAGUUCUACCUCAAGAAAUAAGUCAAGUAAUUCAACAGCAUAAUUUUGGCUUUCAUGACAACAGUGUUAAGUAUCAGCAAAGAAAACAUGACCCUCACAGAAAAUUUAAAGAAGAGUGUAAGAGUCCUAAAGCUGAGUGUCGGUCACAAAAAAUGUCCAGUAAGCAGGCUUUUAGAGGGUCUGCCAAAUGUAAUAUUAAGUUACUGAAGAGAAAUGAAAGUCCAGAAGUCUCAGAAAUCGAAAAGGCUGUGACUGGCUACCCAAAUGCUUUUGAUAAGCCUAACUCUGGAAUUGAGAACUUCUUAGCAUCCUUGAAUAUCUCUAAAGAAAAUGAAUUACCAUCAUCUCAUCACAGAGAGCCCCCAAAUGAAGAGCAUUUGUCACCACAGUCAUUUGCUAUGAAGGGGACACAGAUGCUUAAAGAAAUUCUAAAAAUUGAUAGUUCUGACACUGUGGAUCCUAAGAAUGAAAUGAAACGAUAUGGAAAUGAAGUUACUGUUUCUUCUAAUAGAAGAGAUGAAUAUGGACUAUCCUCACAGCCUAAACAAAAAAAGAAAUUAGCCUCUUAUAUGAGCAAGCCUCACCGUGCCAAUGAGUACCACAGUAUUCCGGCUGUGGACGGGAUGUGCUGGCCUGUUCCCGGCCAGAUCUCUCCUCUGUCCACACCGGUAACUGAACUUGCUCAGAUGUGUUCCCUCGUUGGAAUGCCACAGCCAGAUUUCUCCUUUCUGAGAACACCUCAGACAAUGACAGUGUGCCAGGUAAAAUUAUCGAAUGGCUUGCUGGUGCAUGGGCCACAGUGCCACUCUGAAAAUGAAGCCAAGGAGAAAGCUGCAGUUUUUGCUUUACAACAACUGGGCUCCUUAGGAGUGAAUUUUCCUUUGCCUCCACCAAUAUUUCCAAAUUAUCCUCCUGCUUUACCACCUGGAACCAUUCCUCCAGUUUUUCCCCAACCUCCUGCUAAUAUAAUGCCUUCAUCACCUCAUCUCUUUGGCUCAGUUCGGUGGGGUCCACCAGUGCCAGUUCCCGGGAAGCCCUUCCAUCAGACUCCAUACCCUGGGGCCAUGCCCACGGCUGGAGGAAUGCCAGGUGGUACACACAAUCAGUUCAUACCUUUGCAGGUUACAAAAAAAAGAGUUGCAAACAAAAAGAACUUUGAGAAUAAAGAAGCCCAGAGUUCUUCUCAAGCCACCCCAGCUCAGACUAGCAAGCCAGGGUCUUCUGAUGUCACCAAAGUGACUGCACAGGAAAGUUCAUCAGCCUCUUUGAACUCCUCUCAGGUUGCUCAGGCUGCAUCUUCUUUUCAAGGUGAAACUGCCUCCCACAGCAUUCACAAUGCAUCUCACCAGAAGGCAACACUAAGCUCUUCUUCAAGAAGAAAAUCAAGGAAACUGGCUGUCAAUUUUGGCGUUUCUAAACCUUCUGAAUAAAUUUGGUACUUGGGAAUUAAUUUCUUUUCUUUCCAUCUGCCUUUUUAUAAAUCCAUAUCUCAUGAAAUCCAUGUCUCAUAGAAACUUAUAACACUUUUUUAAAAGUAGGAACCACAGUCUUUAUAUGGAGCUGCCUAUGUACUAUUUUAAAAUAAUAUGUUUAAAUUGAAUAUUUGUAAUUUUUAAGUUGUAAGGCACUUUUCAUGCUAUUUAAAAGACUAUAUAUCAAAUUGUGCACUUUAAAUAUGUGCAGUUUGUUGUAUGUCAAUUAUACCUCAAUAAAGCUAUAAAAAAGAAAAAGAAAAAUGACUAAACGAAAGCUUGUGUUAAAAUAAGUAUCAGUGCGGGCCAGGGAUUUGGCUCAGUGGUUCCGCUGCCUGCCUCGCAAGCGCAAGGGCCUGAGUUCGAUUCCUGGUACCAAAAAAUAAAUAAAUAAGUGUCAGUGGCUGAGCAUUAAAAUGUACCACUCUAACCAUUGGCCUUCUCAUUAGAAGCAUCCUUGAAAUAUGAAUUAGACAUCAUAUUAGCAAUAAUUAUAAACAUGCUGUCAUUGAGGGAUAAUUGGAGCAUGAAAAUUGGGCCUCAAAUAUAAUAUACUGGAUGUGGAUUUAUUUUUCUUUAAAGUUAUCAGAUGAAUGGCUCUUAUUUAUGUCUAUCGUGAUUCAUGUUCUCUUAUCGCCCAGGGUCCUUUGGACCUGCUGUGAAGUGAUCUCUCUGGUUGUGGUGCUGCCAGUUUUACUUCAUUCUAAAUUUGUACCAAAGCAACUUCAGAAUACUGAUCAGAAUACUUCAUCCAGUUACUCAGAACUAUAAGUAGCAAUCUAGAUUUGAGUAAUUAUAAUUUUUUAAAUUAUUCAAGAACCAGCAUUAGUAAUUUCUAAUAAAAGUGUUUCAAAUCUACAGGGUACAAGUUGAUCUACUAGUAGAAUAAAUAUUAGUCAUAUUGUUAAUUAAAAUAAGUUGUUAUUCUUUUAUGUAGCUUUUUAUUUGCCUACUUGUCAUAUGUGAGAGCUCAUUGUUGGUCUGUGUGUACUGCUCCCUAGAACUGAUAAAGUUCUAAACAUAUUCCAAGGUGUGCUAUAACACAAUCAUCAGUUUGUGGUGUACGUUAUUUACUGCCUGUCUUGUUCUGUAUUUUAGUUUUAUGCUGAAAUAUUCUUUGAUGCUGGUAUUCUGUCUUGUAUAUUAUGUAGGGGUGUGUGUUAAAACUAUUGAAAUUAUAGAAUUUAUGACAAUUUCUCAGUGGUUUCAGGGUGUGUGUGUGUGUGUGUGUGUGUGUGUGUGUGUAAAACCCUUUAGUUUUUAUGAUAUGCUUAUAUUUUUGAGGAUAAAAGUUAUACUUUAUGAAAAGUGGGAACCAUACUCUUGAUAUGGAGCUCCUUAUUAACAUAUCUGAUUUCAUUUAACUCAUUGAAAACUGCAAUAAUUCUUAAAAUCAACUUUUUUUAUUUGGUACCGGGAAUCGAAUGUUGGACCUUGCACUUGCAAGGCAGGUGGUGGCACCACUGAGCUAAAUUCCCGGCCCCAACUCUGUUUUUUUUUAAAAUACUGGCAGUGUACUAAAUGAACUUCUUUCUCUGAUGAUUUUAGUUUCUCUAAAUGUUAGCAAGAUAUUUAUAUAUUAGUAGUCUUUAGUAUAUGAACUAAUGAACUUUUUGUUACUUUUCCCCCCUAGUAAUUUCAAAUGUUCAAAUGUUUGUCAGUUUUCAACAUUUCAUUGUCUCUUUUGCCACAGUGGGAUCUUGAGGAAUGAGGCUCACGUAUGUAAUUCUCAGUGUUCAUUGUUUCACAAACUGGGGAAAUACUAUGAGCAUCAAGAGAAGAGUUAAGUUGUGACAAUAAUGUCAACCUUUUUCUCCUUUAAAAUAUGUAAUCCAAUGUUUAUUACUUCGCCGAACUACAAACUCCAGCGUACAAGAACUGCCUCAUUCAUCACACCUGUGUGGCUGUUCAUCAACAGUGUGCAGCCCAAAUUUGAGAGCACAUGCCAUCUUCUGAAACAUCAAGGGAAAUUUUAGUAAACCCAUAAGGAUACCUCUCCAAUAUUUGAGUAGAGCAAGCUAAUAAUUCUACAUAGAUAACCAAUAAAAGUAUUUUACAGCCUUUUUAAAAAAUAUUCUAAAGGUCAAACUUAGAGAUUAAACUACGAGAGAGCUCCACAGUGGCUGGACAGAGGUCAGGUAUUCGCUGUUCUCUUCCCCUUACGGGCCUAUUCCAGAUGUGGGCUGAUAGCAGUGAGGUGCAGCACAGAGCCAUUGUUACUGCAUAUGGCACUGCGGAGACCGGCACCGCUGGUGGUCAUGCUGGAAGUGUCUAGUGCAGCUCUGAAAAACGACUGGACUUUGGGAAAUUUGGGCAAAUUGAGACCACCACCAAAGUUUAGAAAGAUGCUCAUUCAACUUGAACCUGAGGGGUUUUUCUAAGUGAUGGACUAUAUCAGGCACAGAAGAGGUAGACUCCCCAGAUUGCUUCACAUUUCCACAGAACUAUGGAGUACUUGAAUCUAUUUAAACAUUUCUCUCCUUACUGAAACGUUACUUCUAAAUAAUCUUGUUCAAGUCUUUUUAAGAAAAUUACAUGAAUUCUAAAGAUAGAUUCUUCCUGUCUCGCUGUUCUUUGUACAAUUUCCUGCAUUACUCAGUUUUAUAAUUUGACUGAUUUAAACCUCAUCCAGACUGAAGUCUUAAACAUCUAAGACUGAGCAGCAUGAAAAAUUAAAUUCACUUCUAUUGAAAUUCUCCUUGCUUUUCCAUGAAAGACUGGAAAUCUAUCUUUCUUUGUCUAUUUUUUUGGUACUGGGAAUUGAACCUCGGGUCCUUGCGCUUGCAAGGCAGGCCACCGAACUGCUGAGCUAAAUCCCUGGCCCUUUCUUUCUCUUGAUGGGAGAGAUGAAGAACUAUUGAUGAAACUUUUUUGUUGCUUAAUUCCUUUUCUGUAAUCAAAUAUUUGCUUUGGUUUUAGGCUAAUCUAGAUUUAAUCUAGUUUUAAGAAAAAAAUUAUUAGAAAAGGAUAAUUGUGAAUGGCAUUUUUAAAAAUUCGAUCACCUUAAAAAAAUCAAGCACAAGCCAAGUGUAGUGGUCCAUACCUGUAAUCCCAACACUUGGGAGGCUGAGGCAGGAGGAUCACUGUGAGUUCGAGACCAG